Messenger RNA from Ornithorhynchus anatinus (platypus), 2479 nucleotides. It is a transcript of the gene CAPN14, whose product is annotated as calpain 14. The record is from RefSeq and is a predicted model, not a curated record. Gene Ontology annotation, biological process: proteolysis. The transcript is spliced from 21 exons. Gene Ontology annotation, molecular function: calcium-dependent cysteine-type endopeptidase activity; calcium ion binding. The coding region runs from base 261 to 2438 and encodes 725 amino acids. NCBI's taxonomy places the organism in Eukaryota, Metazoa, Chordata, Mammalia, Monotremata, Ornithorhynchidae. Gene Ontology annotation, cellular component: cytoplasm.
GUCACCGCUCCCUAAUGGAAUAAGAGCCCGAUGCUUCUUUCCAUGGCGCGAGUGAAGCUGGUGCGGAUGGGUGUUUCCAGCUAGCUGGGCUGAGGGGCUUUCUGCCCGAUGGCACCGAGGGCAUGUAAUGUUACUGAGAAGCGUUAAAGUGUCAGGAGCAAACGGACCUCUUGCCACCCAUUUCAAGAGCCAGAAGACAGUCCGACAGACCACCCCGCGGGGACUCUCCUUUGGUCCGGCCUUCUCCUGGUGGCCCCGUGAUGUCUCUGUGGUCGUUCCUGGGAGGGAGGAGGAAGUCAGUGCGGUCAGCAGCCCCAUCCGGAAAGGGCUACUUCGGGAGACCCAGCCAGGUCCCCCAGCAGGACUAUCAAGCGCUGCUGGAAACGUGCCUGAAGAACAACUUCCUCUUUGAAGACCAGAACUUCCCGGCUGACCUGAGCUCCAUCGGCGGGGGGUCUCUGUUGAAGAAGCUGCCUCCCCGCUUGCAGUGGAAGAGACCUCAUGAGCUGCACAGUAAUCCCGUGUUUUACUCGGCCAAAGCGAAAAGGCUGGGUCUCUGCCAAGGAGUGAUAGGGGACUGCUGGUUCCUAGCAGCACUGGAAGCUCUGACCUUCCACCAAGAUAUCCUGAGCCGGGUCAUGCCACUGAACCAGAGCUUCACCAAGAAGUACGCUGGCAUCUUCCUCUUCUGGUUCUGGCAUUUUGGAGAGUGGGUUCCUAUCGUGGUAGAUGACCGCCUGCCGGUGAACGAGGCUGGCCAGCUGGUCUUUGUCUCCUCCGUCUACAAAAACUUGUUCUGGGGAGCCCUGUUGGAGAAGGCCUAUGCCAAGCUCUGCGGUUCCUAUGAAGAUCUUCAGUUUGGGCAGGUGGCAGAAGCGCUGGUGGAUUUCACCGGUGGAGUGACAGUGACGCUCAAGCUGGCUGAGGCUCCGGAGAACCUCUGGGACAUCCUGACCCAAGCCUUCUAUGGCAGAUCCCUCCUGGGCUGCCAGACCCACGCGGGGAAAGAGAGGGUGCUGAAAAACGGGCUAGUGGACGGCCACGCCUAUACCCUCACUGGCAUCAGAAAGGUGACUUGUUCGUAUGGACCGGAGUAUCUGGUGAGGCUGAGGAACCCCUGGGGAAAGGUGGAGUGGAAGGGAGACUGGAGUGACAGGUCAGUGAGAUGGGAUCAGUUGAGCACAAAGGAGAAGAUUCUGCUGCUGAGGAAAGAUGAAGAUGGUGAAUUCUGGAUGUCACUGCAGGACUUUAAAACCCAUUUUGUGGAUCUGAUCGUCUGUAAGCUCACGCCGGGACUGAUGAGCCGCGAGGUUGGGAAGAAGUGGAUGUACUCGGGGCAGGUGGGCAGAUGGGUGAAAGGAAGUACUGCUGGAGGCAGGUUGAAAGCCUGCAGAGACGCUUUUUGGAUGAACCCACAGUACCAACUCACUGUCCUGAGAGCAGACGAUGGCAGAAAAUCACGAAAGUCCUACCCUGUGCUCAUCUCCCUGAUUCAGAAACCCCCAAACAGCCACCGAAACAGAAGGCCUCACUUACCUAUUGGCUUCUCUGUCUUCAGGGUUAACACAGAGAGCCACAAGGGCAGUGAACGGCUGCCUCAGGAUUUCUUCCAGAAGAAUUACCCGUUGAACUCCACGGACUUUCUCCCUGAGAGAGAAGUGAGCCAGGACUUCUUGCUGGAGCUGGGUACCUACCUCAUCAUCCCCUGCACAUCAGAGGCACGGCAGGAAUCCGAGUUUCUCCUGAGGGUCUUCUCCAGGAAGCACACCUUGCAGGAAGUCGGCCCCAAUUCAAGUUUUAUCUUCUCUAAGGAAAUUGUUGACAAAUACGAAGGACAAGAAGAAGUCUACAAAGAACUUUUUGAACACUAUCCAGAAAUAAAUGCGGUCCAGCUACAGGCUUUUCUGAAUAGGAUGUCAUGGACAAACCUACCAAGAGCACAGCUGCAGUUCAAUCUGGAUGUCUGCAGGGGAAUCCUGGCAUUGCUGGAUCUGAACACCACAGGGACACUGAGCAUUCAAGAAUUCAGGGGCCUCUGGAAACGACUUCUCAUUUACCAGGAGAUUUUCCUGAAACAAGAGAGAAACCGAUCAGGAUAUCUGGAGUUGGGACAGCUUCGAGCUGCAGUACAAGAAGCAGGGAUCUUGCUUAGCGAUGAAGUCUGCAAUCUGAUGGCACUCCGAUAUGGCUAUCCUGAGCUGAAGAUUGGCUUUGAGAGCUUCGUCUACUUCAUGCUGCGAGUGGAGAGCAUGGAAGAUGUCUUUCAAAACUUAACCCAAGAUGGCAAGGGGAUAUACCUUCAAAAGCCCGAGGCAAGGAGAGGCUUCCCAGAUAAACUGCCCUGGCCAAUGGAGGAGAAGCCACUGAAUCCAAAUUUCUACCAGGGAAAGGGUCCGCUGAUGCCCCCGAUCCUUUUCUGCAUUAGGACACGUAUCUGAUUUCGAGGCUUAUAAAGUGGGCCCACUCUCCCUCGGUUGUC